AGGAUGCUUGCUCGCAGUGAAGCACGGCGAGCUAUGCUGGCAGCCAAGCUUGCUGAAGACGGCACUGGCAAGAAGAAGAGUUUAGAUAAAGAGAAUAUCCCAAAACCUCAUGUUGGACUGGCUCUUAGCUCAGACUGCAAGCACAAAGGAAACAAAAGUGAAGACACAACUGUUCCUUUGAAUGAGAGGUCAACAACUGCACAGCAAGAUCAGAACCAGAGACUAAAUCCUCCUCCACCUGCUCCACCAAUGCCUUCCAGUCCCAUCAAAUCAUCGCUGAAUGCCUCCCCUUCCAAAUCCUGCAACUAUCCUUCCAUUGCCAAGUCCCCUAACAAAACUGACGCUCCUUCAUCUGGUCAACGUCCCAUGUCAGGCUCAUGCCUGCAGCCACAGCCUGUCCAAACCUCUGCUGCAUCUCCGCCCUCGGCAUCUGGCAGAGGUUUCAAGGCUCUUGCCCGCAGACAACGAGAGAUGCAGGCAUGGGAGGAUGACUAUGCUUAUCACUCUUCUGGCUCGGGCUCUAAGGUAUCAAGUAAAUCUCCUAGUACUAACCCUUCUUUGCAUGGACCAACCAAUUGCACUUCUGCUGCCGCUCCUGCUGCUACUAAUUCCUCUGUAGAGUUCAGCAGAUCAGCUAGUAGUUAUACUGCUUCUUCUUGUGUAGUUGAACCUACUCCUUGCUGCGAGUCCUUGCCAUCUGAAGGCCGGUCUAUGCAUGCUGACACUAGCAAGACUAGUUCUGCCCAAAGCAACACUGCAGAGAAAACUAGCCCCGGCACUCCCACUUAUCAUUAUGGAGAAGCGCCUGUGUUAUCUCCUGAGAAGGAACAAGCUAUUGAGUUGGCGCUCCACAAGCCCAGACUGGCGAGCACUGACCUGGACCAGGCAUUGGCUGCUAGCACUAAAGUGCUGCCUACUUCUGGGCCUGUCAGGCCUAACAGGGACAUGUCUCCAGCCUCUAAAAUGUUCUGGGAUCGCAAACUCAUCGACUCGCUUGAGGCACAAGGCUACACUCCUGAGUCCAAAUCGCGCCUUGUGUACGAGUUCAAGAAAGAAUAUGACAAGCGUGAACAGGAGCCCGGCGCAGCGCCCCCCGCGCCUCCCUCUACAGGACGCGCAUGCCGUCCCGUCUCUGCUGGCGAUCACAGCGCCCCUUGCAGUUCUGUUCAGGACCCAUCGCUUGGUCUGUCAGGUCUCAGCUCCGCGCCCAAGAUCUUAUCUUGUGUGCUGAAAACAACGCCAAACUCUGACGUUGCUGAAGCAAGCACUCGUUCCAACCAAAUGAGAGCGACGAGCCCCAAGUUGGUAGAGCGGCUCUGCAGUCGUUGGGAAGAGCAGAUCCGUGAGAGCUCGCCUGACCGACAGCACGUCAGGGCGCGAUCCUGCAGUCCUAAAAAGGCCGUGACCGCGUCCUCUACGGCCACAAGUCCGCAGAAGGCACAAGUCUUUGGACCGAAUGGUAUCCCUAGCUCCGGGAGACAGUUUCAGCCCCAGACUGCUGCCAGAGGCCGAUCUGUGAGUCCUGUCAAGAAUGCGAGUGUUGCUGCCGCUCCUCCAGCCAGCGCGGUGGCGUCUGGUGCAGCUGGUCGUGGCAGGAGCCCCACAAAACAACCUGUUUCUUCUGGCGCUGGCGGCCGCGAGAUUGUGAAGGGAGUUUGUCCUAUGCCUGAAACCGUGCCUCUGUUGGAUGCUCCUCAUCAGUCUUCUGUUAAGGAACGAGCUGCUGCCUUCGCUGUCGCCAUGGGCGCCCCGGCUGAGGCCGUGGCCAAGAAGGACCCUGCAGAGCUGUCCGUGCAAGGCCGGCGUCAGAUAUUCGAGAAGCGUGGCGAGGACGCGCUGCUGCCUAAAGCCCCAUUUGGACAGCCUGUUCCUGCUAAGAUGCUGCAGAGUUGCGGCCCAGCUCCAGCAUACAAGAAAGCACCAGCCAGCGUCCACCACUCUGUGCCUGCGAUGCCCAGCUCUGCACGACACGCCGCUCCCUCUGGAGGCAGCACUGUAUCGAGGUACCGCGACGCUCUGGAGGUGAGGGCGUCUACUGCAGUUGAGACUGCUGUCACAAGCGAUGACGCCUGGCAGCAGCAGAAGCGCAGGGAGAUGGAGGCGCUGCGCAACAGAUUCUCCAAGGCAGACACUCCUCAAAUUGAGGACCAUGAACACUCAGACUCCGAGUAUCCAGAGAGUGAAGAUUCCUACUGUGCCAGCACGGAGCCUCUCUCUCCAGGACCUCCAAAGCCUCCACGAACUUAUGCUGAGGAACUUCCCCCCUACACUGAUGACUGCAUGCCCCCUCCCCCUUGCUACUGGCAAUCCCACAACGAGAAGAGCUUCGAGCUGUGCGUCAAGCCUGGCUGUCUCUACCCUGGACUUUCUGAUUUUGAGUCCCUUUCUGAUAAGGAGAAUUUCCCUGAUGAAAGCUCGUGCAGCAGUGAGGCCACUGUUGACGCUACUUGCAUCUCAGUCGACAGCCUGGGCACUAAAAUACAGAAAAUUGCUCAGAGCAACAGAGACAACCAAAGGAUUAUGACGACACUUCCAGAGAACGCUGAAGAAAUGGACGAGACCGAGGCUUGCAGUGACACCAGCGCCGCUCUGGACGAGGCUUUCAGUGAUGACAGUGCAUCUCACGUCACGCCUCCUAAGCGACACCGCGAAGAACAGGGCGACGCGGUGCAGGGCCACAACCAAUACAAGACGCCGCGCAUCAGCGCCUCGCCUUCCAAGCCAGACUCGGGCAGUCAGACGCCCCUCGUCCACACCGUCUCCAUGUACAGAAAGCAACGACAAGCUGAGAUGUCUUGCACUCCAGUGCGCCAGGUGAUCCAUCGGCCCGCACAGAGGGAGGUGUGCAGUCCUGCUAGUCCUGCCCCUGAGAGUCCUUCCGUAGCUGCUUCUGCUAAAAUAAGAGUCCUCUACGAACAGGAAAGCAACGAGCUGCGCAUCAUGCAGCAAGCAUGCGUCGCGGCGUGUGUGGCCGAGCAAAGGCUGGAGCUCCGCGGUGACACUCAUCACGUCGAGGCUGAGAAGCUCCUGCUGGUGGCUACGCACCGCCGCAUGGCACUGCUGGCCGAGAUACAGCGCGUCAAAACCGAGGCCGCCAUGCUUUCCAUGAACUGCGACGACGACUCGGACACAACGCAGGGCAGCGUGCACAUCUCCAACAUUACACUGCCACUUAACCAAGACUUCCUUAAAAGAGGCAUCAACGAAGGCAAUCACCAUGUGCUGGUUCUGGUGAAGCAACGGGAUGUUGUGUUGGCCACGGAUGUGCAGAGCACGCCUAGUUGUGUUAUCAAUGGCGUCAUCAGUUUCCCCAACAACGUCGCUCUAGAAAACCUAAAGCCAGACUUUGCCAUUGUUGUCGAAGUUUAUGGCUUUAAGAUGACUUCUCCCGUUACUACGCCGCACAGUAACCUCAAAAAAGAUCAAAGUCGCUUGAAGUUGACGCCUCUGAAGCGCCUGCAGCAGCAUCAGCGCAACGAUCGUGGCUCGCCCAUCAGCAGUGGCACUUCGUCCUCUAGCUCCCGCCCCUCCGCCUUCCAUCUCCUGGGCUUCACCAACCUCACCAUAGCGUCCCUAGACAGGGGCGCUUGGGCUCUUGAGAAGGUUCCGUCGGUGUCGCCUUUCAGUGGGCACCUGCUGAUGAAGGUGCAGGUGAGCAUGCAAGGAGGCAUCUCGUUCCGAGGCUUCCUGACGGUCUUCCAGGACGUAGGAGGACUGGGCGCCUGGACGCGGCGCUGGGCGGUGCUGGACGGCCCGUCGCUCAAAUUCUGGAGCUAUCCAGACCAGGAGAAUAAGCAGGAUUGCGUUCAGUUCGUACCCCUGAAGUUGGUGAGCACGCGCCGUGUGGAGCUGGUCUCUCGAGACGUGUGUGCGCGGCCCCACACUAUGCUUAUGACGACCAUUAGACCCACCGAGGCUGGCGACACCAACUCUCUUGUCACUGAGAUCGCUGCCAACACCACCAUAACCAAGCUUUUGUUGUCAGCGGACAGCUCGGAGGAGCGAGUAGAGUGGUGCCGCAAGUUCAACGUCGCACUGGCCAAUAUUCGGGCUUGGGACCCUCAAGCCACCAGACCUGAUCAUUACCGUGUCUAGAAAAGCGCCUGCGGCAUUACACUACCUGGACAUCAGUCUGAUGCAGACAAGGCUUAAUCCGUAUGAAGCGAAGAGUAUAUUCGGUGUGUAAUUUACUGAAGGGAAAUAUGCCCCUACCGUUUUGAUUAUAUGAAACCGUUUUUGAUUAUAUGAAUCAAAACUACCGUUUGAUUAUAUGAAAAUGAUCACGAAUGCGUGCUGGUAAACUGCGAGUAACUUCGCAAAUGUUUCGCGUUCAUUACUUAAAUAUUCAAUUUAUUGGAUAUGAGUUUCCACAGACGAAGGGAGAGGUUUAUGGUAAAAUGCAAAACAAGAUCUUCCCUUGAUUGCGAUGAUUUUUUUUUUGUAAAAUCUAUAUUCUAGUGUAGUUAAUUAUUAAGUAAGGGAUGUCAUUUGAAGGGAAUUGAUUUUAACAUUGACUCUCAGACAAGACUACAGGUGAAAUGCCUUCAAACUUUAGUGCAAAGUUUGUGUGUUCGUUGACUUGCAUUGCGGAAGCUUGUUUCUCUGCUUUUUAUGCAGUAGGUAUAUAUGAGGGUAGCAUCUGUAGGAGCUCACACCUACAGAAAAAAAUUCGUUGGUGCUUCUAACUAACUUUUUUUUAUUUGCCAAUCUGAUUAUGAAGGUUAUUUUGUGUAUGUAAAUAUAAUUUUGCGUUUUGAUUAUCAUUAAUAUAUACACCAAGGAAAAUGAACUGUGUGGCAAACACUUUCGUUCACAUCUACUCAGUUCCCAAGAAGAAUCACGUUUCAAUGUAUUUCGAUAUUAGGACACCGUUUUUGGUUUUCAAUCAUUGUUCUAACGUAAUAUAUUUUAAACCAUAUUGAUUUCGAUCUAAUGCUUGCUUGAGCUUUGUCACAUUGUGUCUCACGUUAUCUGUCUUCUACGGGAUUACCAAGUUACCAUCACGCAGCCAUAUACUACAAGCUGAAUGAUUUAUGUAUGCGUGAAGAUUCUGGAGAUAUGCUAAUGAUAAAUUUAUCUUCUGAUAUCUUUACCAUAAAUGAUUUAUAUUUGUGCAUUAGAACUUUGUUUCAAAGACUUAACUUACCGACUAACCAAUGUUUAACAUUAACGCAUUCUUUUCUUAUUCUACGGUUACUUACAAUGAGAAGCUCUCAUGGGAUAAGUCUAAACUUUUAUUAUAUUGAACUAUUCGGUAACAUGAAUAUCUUAUAUUAUGAGCUUUUCUUGGAAAACAAGAAGAAAUAAAAUUUUAUUCGCAAU
Messenger RNA from Hyalella azteca, 5322 nucleotides. It is a transcript of the gene scra, whose product is annotated as anillin. Gene Ontology annotation, cellular component: actomyosin contractile ring. Gene Ontology annotation, biological process: mitotic cytokinesis; actomyosin contractile ring assembly; septin ring organization. Lineage: Eukaryota; Metazoa; Arthropoda; Malacostraca; Amphipoda; Hyalellidae. The record is from RefSeq and is a predicted model, not a curated record.